This is a messenger RNA of Mucor velutinosus, 513 nucleotides long. RefSeq lists its product as uncharacterized. The transcript has 3 exons. Gene Ontology annotation, biological process: UDP-N-acetylglucosamine biosynthetic process. The coding region runs from base 1 to 513 and encodes 170 amino acids. Gene Ontology annotation, cellular component: endoplasmic reticulum; Golgi apparatus; endoplasmic reticulum-Golgi intermediate compartment. NCBI's taxonomy places the organism in Eukaryota, Fungi, Mucoromycota, Mucoromycetes, Mucorales, Mucoraceae. The record is from RefSeq and is a predicted model, not a curated record. Gene Ontology annotation, molecular function: monosaccharide binding; glucosamine 6-phosphate N-acetyltransferase activity.
AUGACUGUUGACGAAAGAGACCAAAAUACUUUGUUUGAUAGAAAUGUAUAUAUCUCAAAAGAGAUUCAGUCUGCACUUCCUUCCAGUCAUCUUAUUAGACCGUUGAGAAGAGAUGAUGAUGAGAGAGGUUUUAUUGAACUGCUGUCUCAACUGUCUGUGGCUGGUUCAAUCACACAGGAGUCGUUCAAAGCUCGUUUCGAUCUUCUUAAAGAACAAGGAUCGACCUAUGUCGUAGUCAUAGAAGAGGAUAACAGAAUUGUGGCCAGCGCAACCUUGUUGGUAGAAUAUAAAUUCCUAAGAGAAUGUGGGAUAGUUGGACAUAUUGAAGACGUUGUGGUUCAUGACUCACAAAGGGGAAAGAAGCUCGGCAUAAGAUUAAUAGAUCAGUUACACUGCAUUGCUCAGACAGUCAAAUGCUAUAAAACCAUUCUCGAUUGCAACGAAAAGAACAUUCCAUUUUACGAAAAGUGCUUGUUGAAGAAAACCGACGUUCAAAUGACUCGAUAUUUUUGA